AUGAUGCAACACAGAAGAGUAAAUUUCACAGCGGUCUAUGCACUCGAGAGGUUGCUAUCGACAUCACUCGGACCAAAGGGAUUAGAUAAGGUGAUCGUCGACAGCGAACUACACGAGACUACCAUCACCAAUGACGGUGCAACUAUCAUCGAUCGACUACCUCUAGAGAACCCGUUGGCCGUUAUCUUGAAGCAGUUGGCACACUCUGUCGACUCAAAGGUUGGCGAUGGCACCACCAGUGCGGUGCUGCUGGCUUGUCGGCUGCUGGCGAGUGCCGACCGACUUCUCGACGAACGAUAUCAUCCCAAUCUGAUAGUGGAGGGUUUCCAACAGGCUCUACAACUCUCACUGAAAAUAUUUGACCGACUUGCAAUCACCUUGGAAUCACAUGAGCAAUCAAUGUUACUGAUAGCAUCGACAACACUUCAAUCAAAGAUUCUAUCAAGUUAUUCAAACAAGUUUUCAAAACUUUGUUUAAGUGCAAUCAAUAUUAUAAAUAAUAAUAACAAUAAUAAUAACAAUGAUAAUAAUAACAAACAUAAUAGAAACAAUAUAGAUAAUAUAAAGUAUUUAAAGAUAUUAGGAGGAUCUAUUGCAGAUACAUCAUUAAUACAUGGUAUUAUGAUAAAAACUAGAUUUUUGGUACCUAAUAUGUCGAAAUCAGUCAAGAAUGCAAGAUUACUGUUCAUUGACUUUGAAUUAGGUGAUAUUGGUCACUCUAUAUCAUUGUUACCAAGUUCAUUAAGUUUUAAUCAAAGAGAAUCAAUUGAAAAAGAGAGAAAAGAAUUAGAGAUCAAACAAUCACAAAUCAUUAUAAACUAUCUUAGUAAUAGUGGACAGUGUAAAAUAGAUAAUUGUAUUAUUAUAUCAACAAAGAGAAUACCAUCGUCAUGUAUUGCAAUGUUUUAUAAUCAUUCCGUUCAUUGUUCUUCAAUGGUAGAUAACAACGAUAUGUCACAAUUACUAAUGAUAUCGGGUGGUACAUUGUUACAUUCAUUGGUUCAGUUAGAUAUAGAUAGUAGUAGCAACAAAAACAAUGAUAAUAAUAAUAAUAAUAUUAAUAUUACACCAAUAGUUAGUGAAUGUAGAGAAUUGGUUGAGAAGAAUUCACAAUAUUAUCUAGAGAUCAUCAACAAUGAUGUUACAAUCAACUCUAUAUGCACAUUUAUUGUAAGAGGACCGAAUCUAUAUACAAUUGAAGAGGUACAACGAUCUCUAAACGAUGCACUCUCUGUCAUGUCAAUUGUUAGAGACUAUCCAACUGUAUUACCAGGUGGAGGUGCAACUGAAAUACAAUUAUCUAUACAAAUUAAUCAUUAUCUAAAACAACAGCAGACACAACAAUCACAUUCACAAUCACAACAAUUAAAAUCAGAUAAUAUAAAGAUAAAUAGAAUAAUAACAUUGUUUUCAGAAUCAUUAUUGACAAUACCAACGUUAUUAUAUAGAAAUGCAGGAUUCGACUCAACUACAUUACUAUCGGAAGUAAUGAAAUUCCAUGAAAAACAACAUCAAUUAAAUAAUAAUAAUAAUAGCAGUAAUAUUGAUUAUAAAACUUAUUCAGUGGAUUUAGAUAGUGGCGAAAUAAAGAGUAUGCUUUCACUUGGUAUAGUCGAACCAAUCAAUGCAAAAAAGAAUAUGUUAUCGAUGGUUGUCGAUACUGUUUCAAUGUUGAAUCACUUUGAAACUCAACCUGUUUCAGUUAAUAUUUCUGCUCCGGUUGGUCUAGUAAGAUUGUUUGUCAAAGAUAAAGGAAUGACCAAACACUUUUAUAGUGCCGGAGUAUCCUUGACUACUAUUAAUAAAGACUUGGGAUUAUCUAGAGGAUCACUAAUUGUUCAUGGUGAUGUCAACAAAGUAGUAGUUGAGCCACCUUUUCCUGCUGGCGAUUACGAUCUUUACAACUUUAAUAGUAAAUAUCUAUAA
Heterostelium album PN500 is the source of this 1926-nucleotide messenger RNA. Its product is annotated as TCP-1/cpn60 chaperonin family protein. Gene Ontology annotation, cellular component: chaperonin-containing T-complex. NCBI's taxonomy places the organism in Eukaryota, Evosea, Eumycetozoa, Acytosteliales, Acytosteliaceae. Gene Ontology annotation, biological process: protein folding. Gene Ontology annotation, molecular function: ATP hydrolysis activity; ATP-dependent protein folding chaperone; ATP binding. The transcript is spliced from 3 exons. The record is from RefSeq and is a predicted model, not a curated record. Bases 1 to 1926 code for a protein of 641 amino acids.